UGGAAAAACUUUAAGGAUUAUCAUGUUGAAAGCUGCAUUUAUAUCACAGUAUGGCAAAAUGCUUAAAUUUACAUUAGUCAUUGGAUGCAUUAUAAUAAUUAAAGGACAAUCUACAAAUACAGAAUGUCAGAUCGGUACAGAUCAGUCAUCAACAACUAAAUCCCCAGACUCCUUACCAACAAAAACAAUUGAAGCGUCAGAAACUUUAACUACUCCAUCAGUUAGAGUAUCACCAUCUGAAUUUCCAGAUAUUUUAUCAAGUUCUGUAUCUCCAGGAAGUAUACCAUCAUUUACAGAAACACCAAAUCAAACACCAUCAUUUACAGAAUCAUUUACAAAUCCCUCAACAUCUGAAGCUCCAGAAGUGUCAACCAAAACCACUACAUCUAUAUCUCCAGAGUCAUCAACAGAUCUCUCAUUAACACCUGAAGCUACAAACACUUCAUCUACACCUUCAAAUACAGUAUCACCAUCUACUUCAUCAGUGUCAUCCACAGAUCACACGGCAUCUGAAUCCUCAGACAUUACAACACAAACAAUUACAGAAUCACCUUAUACUUCCCCAGAAUUAUCUACAGACCAGUCAUCAACAUUUGAAACCCCAGAAACUUUAACUUUAGCAUCAGUUACAGUAUCACCAUCUACUUUAUCAGAAUCAUCUACAGAUGGAUCAUCAGCCUCUGAAUCUCCAGAUGUGUCAACCAAAACCACUACAAGAUUAUCAUAUAAUUUACCAGAAUCAUCUACAUACCAGUCAUCAAAAUUUGAAGCAUCAGAAACAUUAACUUUAUCAUCAGUUACAGUUUCAUUCUCUACUUCACCAGAAUCAUUUAUGGAUCCAUCACCAGCCAUUGAAUCUACAGAAACACGUUUAACAACAUCGGGUCCUAAAUCUCUCAUCACUUCACCAGAAUCAUCUACAGAUCACUCAACAUCUGAAUCUCAAAAAGUGUCAACCAAAACCACCACAACAUUAUCAUUUGUAUCCCCAGAGUCAUCAACAGAUCUCUCAAUAUCACCUGAAUCUCCAGACACUUUAUCUACACCUUCACAUACAGUCUCACCAUCUACUUUACCAGAAUCAUCUACAAAUCACUCAGCAUCUGAAUCUCCAGACAUUACAACAGAAUCAAUUACAGCAUCACCUUAUACUUCCCCAAAAUUAUUUACAGACCAGUCAUCAACGUUUGAAGCAUCAGAAACUUUACCUUUAGAAUCAGUUACAGUAUCAACAUCUUCUUUACCAAAAUCAUCUACAGAUGAAUCAUCAACCUCUGAAUCUACUGAAACAUUUUCAACAACAUUGGUUCCCAUAUCAUGCUUUGCUUCACCAGAAUCAUCUACAGAUCACACAGCAUCUGAAUCUCCAGAAGUGUCAACCGAAACCACUACAACAUUAUCAUAUAAUUCACCAGAAUCAUCUACAUACCAGUCAUCAACAUUUGAAGCAUCAGAAACAUUAACUUUAUCAUCUACUUCACCAGAAUCAUUUAUGGAUCCAUCAUCAACCUCUGAAUCUACAGAAACAUUUUUAACAACAUUGGUUCCCAAAUCUCUCAUCACUUCACCAGAAUCAUCUACAGAUCACUCAACUUAUGAAGCUCCAGAAGUGUCAACCAAAACCACUACAUCUAUAUCCCCAGAGUCAUCAACAGAUCUCUCAUUAACACCUGAAGCUCCAGACACUAUGUCUACACCGUCAGAUACAGUAUCACAAUCUACUUCACCAGAAUCAUCUACAGAACACAAAGUACCUGAAUCUCCAGAAGCUUCAACACAAGAAAUUACAGCAUCACCUUAUACUUCCCCAGUAGUAUCUACUUACGAGUCAUACACAAUUGAAGCCUCAGAAACCUUAACUUUAACCUUAACGUUACCUUCAUCAUCAGUUACAGUUUCACCAUUCACUUUACCAGAAUCAUCUAUGGAUCUAUCAUCAAACUUUGAAUCUACAGAAAGAAUUUUAACAACAUUGGUUCCUAAAUCUCUCAUCACUUCACCAGAAUCAUCUACAGAUCACUCAACAUAUGAAACUCCAGAAGUGUCAACCAAAACUACUACAUCUAUAUCCCCAGAGACAUCAACAGAUCUCUCAUUAACACCUGAAUCACCAGACACUUCAUAUACACCAUCAGAUACAGUCUCACCAUCUACAUCACCAGAAUCAUCUAUUUAUCCAUCAUCAACCUUUGAAUCUCCAGACACUUUAUCUACACCUUCAGAUGCAGUAUCACCAUCUACUACACCAGAAUCAUCUACAGAUCGCUCAAUAUCUGAAUCUCCAGAAGUGUCAACCAAAAUCACUUCAACAUUAUCAUAUAAUUCACCAGAAUCAUCUACAUACCAGUCAUCAACAUUUGAAGCAUCAGAAACAUUUAAUUUAUCAUCAGUUACAGUUUCACCAUCUACUACACCAGAAUCAUCUACAGAUCGCUCAACAUCUGAAUCUCCAGAAGUGUCAACCAUAACUACUACAACAUUAUCAUACAUAUCCACAGAGUCAUCAACUGAUCUCUCAAUAUCACCUGAAUCUCCAGACACUUCAUCUACACCUUCAGAUACAGUCUUACUAAUUACUUCACCAGAAUCAUCUACAGAUCACACAACAUCUGAAUAUACAGACAUUACAACACAAACAAUUACAGCAUCACCUUAUACUUCCACAGAAUUAUCUAUAGACCAGUCAUCAACAUUUGAAGCCUCAGAAACCUUACCUUUAGAAUCAGCUACAGUAUCAACAUUAUCAAUAUCAUCUUCAGAUGAAUCAUUAAACUCUGAAUCUACAGAAACAUUUUCAACAACACUGGUUCCGAAAUCAUGCUUUACUUUACCAGAAUCAUCUACAGAUCAAUCAACAUCUGAAUCUCCAGAAGUGUCAACCAAAACUACUACAACAUUAUCAUAUAUAUCUCCAGAGUCAUCAAGAGAUCUUUCAUUAACACCUGAAUCACCAGACACUUCAUAUACACCAUCAGAUACAGUAUCACCAUCUACAUCACCAGAAUCAUCUAUUUAUCCAUCAUCAACCUUUGAAUCUUCAGAACCUUUUUCAACACGAUCAAUUACCGAAUCACUCAUCACUUCACCAAAAUCAUCUACAGAUCACUCAACAUCUGAAUCUCCAGAAGUGUCAACCAUAACUACUACAACAUUAUCAUACAUAUCCACAGAGUCAUCAACAGAUCUCUCAAUAUCACCUGAAUCUCCAGACACUUCAUCUACACCUUCAGAUACAGUCAUACUAAUUACUUCACCAGAAUCAUCUACAGAUCACACAACAUCUGAAUAUACAGACAUUACAACACAAACAAUUACAGCAUCACCUUCUACUUCCACAGAAUUAUCUAUAGACCAGUCAUCAACAUUUGAAGCCUCAGAAACGUUACCUUCAUCAUCAGUAAAAGUUUCACCAUUCAUAUCACCAGAAUCAUCUAUGGAUCCAUCAUCAACCUUUGAAUCUACAGAAACAUUUUCAACAACAUUGGUUCCCAAAUCACGAUUUACUUCACCAGAAUCAUCUACAGAUCACUCAACAUCUGAAUCUCAAGAAGUGGCAACCAAAACCACUACAACAGUAUCAUUUAUAUCCCCAGAGUCAUCAACAGAUCUCUCAUUUACACCUGAAUCUCCAGACACUUUAUCUACACCUUCAGAUGCAGUAUCACCAUCUACUACGCCAGAAUCAUCUACAGAUCGCUCAAUAUCUGAAUCAGAGUAUCACCAUCUACUACACCAGAAUCAUCUACAGAUCACUCAACAUCUGAAUCUCCAGAAGUUUACAGAAUCACUCAUCACUUCACCAAAAUCAUCUACAGAUUACUCAACAUCUGAAUCUCAAGAAAUACAGUCUUACCAUCUACUUCACCAGAAUCAUAUACAGAUAUCUCCAGAAGUGUCAACCAAAAUCACUUCAACAUUAUCAUAUAAUUCACCAGAAUCAUCUACAUACCAGUCAUCAACAUUUGAAGCAUCAGAAACAUUUAAUUUAUCAUCAGUUACAGUUUCACCAUCUACUACACCAGAAUCAUCUACAGAUCGCUCAACAUCUGAAUCUCCAGAAGUGUCAACCAAAACUACUACAACAUUAUCAUAUAUAUCUCCAGAGUUAUCAACAAAUCUCUCAUUAACACCUGAAUCUCCAGACACUUUAUCUACACCUUCAGAUGCAGUAUCACCAUCUACUACACCAGAAUCAUCUACAGAUCACUCAACAUCUGAAUCUCCAGAAGUGUCAACCAAAACUACUACAACAUUAUCAUAUAUAUCUCCAGAGUCAUCAACAGAUCUCUCAUUAACACCUGAAUCACCAGACCCUUCAUAUACACCAUCAGAUACAGUAUCACCAUCUACUACACCAAAAUCAUCUAUUUAUCCAUCAUCAACAUCUGAAUCUUCAGAAUCUUUUUCAACACGAUCAGUUACAGAAUCACUCAUCACUUCACCAAAAUCAUCUACAGAUUACUCAACAUCUGAAUCUCAAGAAGUGACAACCAAAACUACUACAACAUUACAAUAUUCUUCGCCAGAGUCAUCAACAGAUCUCUCAAUAUCACCUGAAUCUCCAGACACUUCGUCUACACCUUCAGAUACAGUCUUACCAUCUACUUCACCAGAAUCAUAUACAGAUCACUCAACAUCUGAAUCUCCAGAAGUGUCAACCAAAACUACUACAACGUUAUCAUAUAUAUCUCCAGAGUCAUCAACAAAUCUCUCAUUAACACCUGAAUCUCCAGACACUUUAUCUACACCUUCAGAUGCAGUAUCACCAUCUACUACACCAGAAUCAUCUACAGAUCGCUCAACAUCUGAAUCUCCAGAAGUGUCAACCAAAAUCACUUCAACAUUAUCAUAUAAUUCACCAGAAUCAUCUACAUACCAGUCAUCAACAUUUGAAGCAUCAGAAACAUUUAAUUUAUCAUCAGUUACAGUUUCACCAUCUACUACACCAGAAUCAUCUACAGAUCGCUCAACAUCUGAAUCUCCAGAAGUGUCAACCAAAACUACUACAACAUUAUCAUAUAUAUCUCCAGAGUCAUCAACAAAUCUCUCAUUAACACCUGAAUCUCCAGACAUUUUAUCUACACCUUCAGAUGCAGUAUCACCAUCUACUACACCAGAAUCAUCUACAGAUCACUCAACAUCUGAAUCUCCAGAAGUGUCAACCAAAACUACUACAACAUUAUCAUAUAUAUCUCCAGAGUCAUCAACAGAUCUCUCAUUAACACCUGAAUCACCAGACCCUUCAUAUACACCAUCAGAUACAGUAUCACCAUCUACUACACCAGAAUCAUCUAUUUAUCCAUCAUCAACAUCUGAAUCUUCAGAAUCUUUUUCAACACGAUCAGUUACAGAAUCACUCAUCACUUCACCAAAAUCAUCUACAGAUUACUCAACAUCUGAAUCUCAAGAAGUGACAACCAAAACUACUACAACAUUACAAUAUUCUUCGCCAGAGUCAUCAACAGAUCUCUCAAUAUCACCUGAAUCUCCAGACACUUCGUCUACACCUUCAGAUACAGUCUUACCAUCUACUUCACCAGAAUCAUCUACAGAUCGCUCAACAUCUGAAUCUCCAGAAGUGUCAACCAAAACUACUACAACAUUAUCAUAUAUAUCUCCAGAGUCAUCAACAAAUCUCUCAUUAACACCUGAAUCUCCAGACACUUUAUCUACACCUUCAGAUGCAGUAUCACCAUCUACUACACCAGAAUCAUCUACAGAUCGCUCAACAUCUGAAUCUCCAGAAGUGUCAACCAAAACUACUACAACAUUAUCAUAUAUAUCUCCAGAGUCAUCAACAAAUCUCUCAUUAACACCCGAAUCUCCAGACACUUUAUCUACACCUUCAGAUGCAGUAUCACCAUCUACUACACCAGAAUCAUCUACAGAUCGCUCAAUAUCUGAAUCUCCAGAAGUGUCAACCAAAACCACUUCAACAUUAUCAUAUAAUUCACCAGAAUCAACUACAUACCAGUCAUCAACAUUGGAAGCAUCAGAAACAAUUAAUUUAUCAUCAGUUACAGUUUCACCAUCUACUUCACCAGAACCAUCUAUGGAUCCAGCAACAUCUGAAUCUCAAGAAGUGUCAACCAAAACUACUACAACAUUAUCAUAUAUAUCUCCAGAGUCAUCAACAAAUCUCUCAUUAACACCUGAAUCUCCAGACACUUUAUCUACACCUUCAGAUGCAGUAUCACCAUCUACUACACCAGAAUCAUCUACAGAUCCAGCAACAUCUGAAUCUCAAGAAGUGUCAACCAAAACUGCUACAACAUUAUCAUACAUAUCUCCAGAGUCAUCAACAGAUCUCUCAUUAACACCUGAAUUACCAGACACUUCAUCUACACCUUCAGAUACAGUCUUACCAUCUACUUCACCAGAAUCAUCUAUUUAUCUAUCAUCAACAUCUGAAUCUUCAGAAUCUUUUUUAACACGAUCAGUUACAGAAUCACUCAUCACUUCACCAAAAUCAUCUACAGAUCACUCAACAUCUGAAUCUCAAGAAGUGUCAACCAAAACUACUACAACAUUAUCAUACAUAUCCACAGAGUCAUCAACAGAUCUCUCAAUAUCACCUGAAUCUCCAGACACUUCAUCUACACCUUCAGAUACAGUCUUACCAUCUACUUCACCAGAAUCAUCUACAGAUCACUCAACAUCUGAAUCUCCAGAAGUGUCAACCAAAACUACUACAACAUUAUCAUAUAUAUCUCCAGAGUCAUCAACAAAUCUCUCAUUAACACCUGAAUCUCCAGACACUUUAUCUACACCUUCAGAUGCAGUAUCACCAUCUACUACACCAGAAUCAUCUACAGAUCGCUCAACAUCUGAAUCUCCAGAAGUGUCAACCAAAAUCACUUCAACAUUAUCAUAUAAUUCACCAGAAUCAUCUACAUACCAGUCAUCAACAUUUGAAGCAUCAGAAACAUUUAAUUUAUCAUCAGUUACAGUUUCACCAUCUACUUCACCAGAACCAUCUAUGGAUCCAGCAACAUCUGAAUCUCAAGAAGUGUCAACCAAAACUACUACAACAUUAUCAUAUAUAUCUCCAGAGUCAUCAACAAAUCUCUCAUUAACACCUGAAUCUCCAGACAUUUUAUCUACACCUUCAGAUGCAGUAUCACCAUCUACUACACCAGAAUCAUCUACAGAUCACUCAACAUCUGAAUCUCCAGAAGUGUCAACCAAAACUACUACAACAUUAUCAUAUAUAUCUCCAGAGUCAUCAACAGAUCUCUCAUUAACACCUGAAUCACCAGACCCUUCAUAUACACCAUCAGAUACAGUAUCACCAUCUACUACACCAGAAUCAUCUAUUUAUCCAUCAUCAACAUCUGAAUCUUCAGAAUCUUUUUCAACACGAUCAGUUACAGAAUCACUCAUCACUUCACCAAAAUCAUCUACAGAUUACUCAACAUCUGAAUCUCAAGAAGUGACAACCAAAACUACUACAACAUUACAAUAUUCUUCGCCAGAGUCAUCAACAGAUCUCUCAAUAUCACCUGAAUCUCCAGACACUUCGUCUACACCUUCAGAUACAGUCUUACCAUCUACUUCACCAGAAUCAUCUACAGAUCGCUCAACAUCUGAAUCUCCAGAAGUGUCAACCAAAACUACUACAACAUUAUCAUAUAUAUCUCCAGAGUCAUCAACAAAUCUCUCAUUAACACCUGAAUCUCCAGACACUUUAUCUACACCUUCAGAUGCAGUAUCACCAUCUACUACACCAGAAUCAUCUACAGAUCGCUCAACAUCUGAAUCUCCAGAAGUGUCAACCAAAACUACUACAACAUUAUCAUAUAUAUCUCCAGAGUCAUCAACAAAUCUCUCAUUAACACCCGAAUCUCCAGACACUUUAUCUACACCUUCAGAUGCAGUAUCACCAUCUACUACACCAGAAUCAUCUACAGAUCGCUCAAUAUCUGAAUCUCCAGAAGUGUCAACCAAAACCACUUCAACAUUAUCAUAUAAUUCACCAGAAUCAACUACAUACCAGUCAUCAACAUUGGAAGCAUCAGAAACAAUUAAUUUAUCAUCAGUUACAGUUUCACCAUCUACUUCACCAGAACCAUCUAUGGAUCCAGCAACAUCUGAAUCUCAAGAAGUGUCAACCAAAACUACUACAACAUUAUCAUAUAUAUCUCCAGAGUCAUCAACAAAUCUCUCAUUAACACCUGAAUCUCCAGACACUUUAUCUACACCUUCAGAUGCAGUAUCACCAUCUACUACACCAGAAUCAUCUACAGAUCCAGCAACAUCUGAAUCUCAAGAAGUGUCAACCAAAACUGCUACAACAUUAUCAUACAUAUCUCCAGAGUCAUCAACAGAUCUCUCAUUAACACCUGAAUUACCAGACACUUCAUCUACACCUUCAGAUACAGUCUUACCAUCUACUUCACCAGAAUCAUCUAUUUAUCUAUCAUCAACAUCUGAAUCUUCAGAAUCUUUUUUAACACGAUCAGUUACAGAAUCACUCAUCACUUCACCAAAAUCAUCUACAGAUCACUCAACAUCUGAAUCUCAAGAAGUGUCAACCAAAACUACUACAACAUUAUCAUACAUAUCCACAGAGUCAUCAACAGAUCUCUCAAUAUCACCUGAAUCUCCAGACACUUCAUCUACACCUUCAGAUACAGUCUUACCAUCUACUUCACCAGAAUCAUCUACAGAUCACUCAAUAUCUGAAUCUCCAGAAGUGUCAACCAAAACUACUACAACAUUAUCAUAUAUAUCUCCAGAGUCAUCAACAAAUCUCUCAUUAACACCUGAAUCUCCAGACACUUUAUCUACACCUUCAGAUGUAGUAUCACCAUCUACUACACCAGAAUCAUCUACAGAUCGCUCAACAUCUGAAUCUUCAAAAGUGUCAACCAAAACCACUUCAACAUUACAAUAUUUUUCGCCAGAGUCAUCAACAGAUCUCUCAAUAUCACCUGAAUCUCCAGACACUUCGUCUACACCUUCAGAUACAGUCUUACUAAUUACUUCACCAGAAUCAUCUACAGAUCACACAACAUCUGAAUAUCCAGACAUUACAAUACAAAGAAUUACAGCAUCACCUUAUACUUCCACAGAAUUAUCUAUAGACCAGUCAUCAACAUUUGAAGCCUCAGAAACGUUACCUUCAUCAUCAGUAAAAGUUUCACCAUUCACAUCACCAGAAUCAUCUAUGGAUCCAUCAUCAACCUUUGAAUCUACAGAAACAUUUUCAACAACAUUGGUUCCAGCAUCAAGAUUUACUUCACCAGAAUCAUCUACAGAUCACUCAACAUCUGAAUCUCCAGAAGUGUCAACCAAAACUACUACAACAUUAUCAUAUAUAUCUCCAGAGUCAUCAACUGAUCUCUCAUUAACACCUGAAUCUCCAGACACUUCAUUUACACCUUCAGAUACAGUCUCACUAUCUACUUCACCAGAAUCAUCUAUUUAUCCAUCAUCAACCUCCGAAUCUUUAGAAUCUUUUUCAACACCAUCAGUUACAGAAUCACUCAUCACUUCACCAGAAUCAUCUACAGAUCACUCAACAUCUGAAUCUCAAGAAGUGACAACCAACAUCACUACAGCAUUAUCAUAUUCUUCCCCAGAGUCAUCAACAGAUCUCUCCUUAACCCCUGAAGCUCCAGUCACUUUAUCUACACCUUUAGAUACAGUAUCACCAUCUACUUCACCAGAAUCAUCUACAGAUCACACAGCAUCUGAAUCUCCAGAAGCUUCAACACAAGAAAUUACAGCAUCACCUUAUACUUCCCCAGAAUCAUCUACAGAACAGUCAUCAACAUCUGAAGCCUCAGAAACAUUACAUACGUAUGAAUCAUUAACCUCUGAAUCUCCAGAAACCUCACCACAAAUUAUUACAGCAUCACCAUAUACUUCCUCAAUAAAACCGACAACCAAUGUUCACUAUCAGUCUACAGCAUUACCUUCCUCUCCAUCAUAUACAACACAAGAAAUAUAUCUACCCUCCACAUUUGCAUCACUACAAUCAACAACCAAAACUUUACCAGCUAAAGAUUCUCCCUCUCCAUCUCCAAAUAUUCCUGUAACAACUAUAUCUUCAUCUCUCUCUUUUCUCUCGACAUCUAUAUCUCAGUUUACUCCAACCACAUCUUUAAAAACGGCCUCAACAACCACUAUUUCUCCACUAACUACUAUUCCAUCAAUAAUCACACUACCAACCACGCUUCCAGGAACAGCAACAAAUAAAAAUACCCAGUCAACCACAAUAAACACCCAUCCAAUGACAAUUGCCUCUAUAACUCCCACAAUCUCAUUGACCUCCCCAUCCAAAAUAAACAGUUCUCCAGCAACAAACACCCAAACUCCUUCUCUUUUGACAGUGACACCAACUACAACCACCUCUCACAUUACAUCAGAUAUCUCUCCAAUAACAUCAACCAUAGCAAAUACUCCAAACACAAAUACAAUAAUUGCUGCAAGUCCUUCAACAACCACAUCUUCAACAAGCAAUACAGCUUCAUCUUUUCUAUCAAAUUCAUCAGCCCAAUUUAUGACAAGUAUGUAUGCAACAAAUAUUCCUCCAACAAAUGUUCACACCACUACUACCACCCUUGCAACAGCAUCUACAAUAGCAACAACGAACACAACUAACAAACUAACCCCCACAUCCUCUGUAAUUACCACUUCAAAAACCAACACGGUCACAUUUCCCUCAAGCAUGACCACACCACAAUCUCUAUUUGUAACAUCUAUUGCUCAACCCUCAACAGCUCUAGGAACUCACCCAAACAUAUCUACCACCACUAUUAGUCCAACAGCAUUAACAAAUAUAACCACCUUUACAAAAAGUCUUUCAACUCUUUCCACAACAACCAGCACAACCACAAACUCUGCAUCAACACCAGCAACUCUUCCAAAUGCAACAACCACUACCACUGGACCAGGAACAACGGCCAUCACAAGCAUUUCUCAAAAAACAACAGCUAUCAUGCCAACAAAUAACAUGUCUUCAACAUCAAUGACCACAACCAUCUCUCCAAAAACAUCUUCACAUUUUUCAAUAAACAUCACAAGCACCUAUGGAAAUACAAACACAGCUUCUUUUACGGCAAUUAUAACAACUGCCUCUACAAAAACAACUACAACUCCUCCAACUACCACCUCUCCCCAAACAAGUCGACCACCAACAGCUUCACCGUCAACAAACUCUACUGCAUUUGCUCAAGCAGUGGUUAGGAUGCUAUCUGUAACUGAACUAAGCAACGAUACAAUCAUUGAAUAUAUAGAUCAGUUUUCCAGACUCAUCCAAGCUAAGAUUAAUGGAAAGGUUACGAUUACAGUGAAGAAGAUUCAAAAAGUCACGCCUUAAAGAUCACCAGUGGCAGUUCUCUUCGGUGGCAAAGAUGUUGUUUAUUGUGGAUAUUAAAGCAAAGCAGUUAAAAACAUUGCAAUUUUAAACUUAUUGUGUGGACUUGACAUAAAUUGGCAAAAAAAAAAAAAAAAAAAAAAAAAAAAAAACUGGGUUAAAAUCUUAAACUCGACAAUGCCUUAUAGUUCCCUGUAUCUGCAUGCUAUUUACUUUAUACAAAAAUCAAAUGUAAAAAGUGUAUAGUAUCAUAGCUGUUCUUCUGGGCAUACUGCUGCUGCAUUUCACUAUGUCUGUGUAAAAGGCACCAGUAUUAUCAGUAAGGCUUGACAACAGAUUAAUUUUAUUUAAUUUUCCUGACAUUUCUUAGAAACAUGUAAGCACAGCUGUGUUUUAUUUUACUACUCUCCAUCAAUGCAGUCAUAUAGUUUGCAUUAAUAGUUGUGCUGACUUCAGCACCAUCACACAGUCUUCUGUUUCUGUACUUAGAAGAUAUAUUCUAACUGUGUGACUCAUAGUGAGACAACGUCCCAUUGUUAUAUAUAAUCCGAUAAAAGAUAACUGUGAUUUGAGUGCAAAAUAUAACUUUUUAGGUACAAAAAAAUGUAUUGUGUCAUGGUUAUUCAUGGCCAAUUAAUGUAAAGUGUGUAAUUCUAUUUAGGUGGGGUACUGUGGCUGUGUGUGGCAAAAUGCAUAUAUAUGUAUGUAUUUAUGUAUGCAUGUAUGUAUGUAUGUAUGUAUGUAUGUACGUAUGGGGGUUUUCUUCGGUAAACCCAGAGUUUCUGUCGGUCUCCUCCCCUUUUUUAAAGAGGAAGCGACGUUUAAACACCUCAUUCAUUGCCCACAUUUCAGUUACGCAUAGAGCAGCAAAGGGAUUGUGGGAUGUGGUAGCUUAGUGGUUAAGGUGUUGGACUACUGAUCAGAAGGUCAUGGGUUUAAAUUGAAACAAAAUAUAAGUCACUCUGGGUAAGGGGGUCUGCUAAAUGCCGUAAAUGUAAAAUGAAUGAAAUGGCGUGUCCUUAUAUGGAUGAUCCUGUUGAAGAGUCUGUAUUAAUUCUUUUGAGCCCAGAGUGGAUUUUUAUUUGAGCGGUAGCGUUUUUCUUUACAGUCAAUAAGAUCCAUAAUCUCAUCCACUCUUACAAUCCGUGCUCUUAAAUCGGAGCAGAUGCUUUGCGUUGCCUUACGUUUCUUUGCGAAUUGUAGUUUUGUGUAUAACAUCGGGGAUGCAGAACAUAUUAGUAAGGCUACUGUUUGCAGAGCGGUCAGGAAAGUGUGCCUCGCUCUUAAGCGCUUUCUGACAAUUUUUGUGUUGUUUCCUGAUAAAAUAAAAUACUGUUCUUCCGUU
Molecule: messenger RNA, 12668 nt
Organism: Tachysurus vachellii
Lineage: Eukaryota; Metazoa; Chordata; Actinopteri; Siluriformes; Bagridae
Product: serine-rich adhesin for platelets-like
Exons: 6
Coding region: 23-11326 (3767 amino acids)
Molecular function (GO): protein binding
Source: RefSeq, a predicted model, not a curated record